CCUUAAUCUUCAAAGAGCGAGGAUAUUGUGUAUCGCUCAACAUUGUUCUCCUCAAAUAUUAAAAUAAAUUCAAUUUUCGAUGUCGCAUCAUCUGCACUGCUCUUGCAAACUGUCCCCGCCACAACAUGGAAAUAAACCAAUAUCCGCUAUGUGUGCACCAGAUGUCAGCACUGUCCCUUCAACGUGCGUCCUAUGCGUACACACGAAGGGGUUUCUCCCCGCUUCGCGUUUUCGUAACGCGUCUGCUCCCCCGGUGUGUACCGAGCUAAAAGAAGGAGACUGGCGGAGAGCUAGCCAAAUGAGCCAGUUGGGGGGAGGCUAACGAGUGGCUCGGACGGUCUGUCGGAAGGAAACUCCUCUUUUUGGUCUCUUUAGUAUUUAAUAUAUUGCGGUAUUGAUAUUUGAUAGAUAUCCAUCAAAAUCUGACAACAGAUGUUUUAAUCUGAGCACGUUUCCUUUGUUUUGGCAUUAAUCUUGCGAUUAUAAGACAAAUUUUUAUUGGUCAAUUGUAAAGUUUAUGACCUGUCCGUCAAAUUUGUUAUGGCUCGGGAUAUAUGAUUGGGCAAGAUAUCACCAUCAUCUGUAGAGUGUUGAAGCUUUUGUUCCCUACUUAAGAAAGGAAACAUAGCAGAAGUUCUGACCUCCUCUGGAACGAAGACAACAUGCGCUUGUUUGCAGUUACAGUGUUUCUGUCGCUUUUAGGCGCAUUGGUCUGCUCCGAGAGCGAAUUCGAGGAUGAAUCACUGCAAAAUACCGGUGAAUGUCCUCCAAUGACGCGGUAUACACGCUGUUCGAUACCAGUCACCCAUCAGUGCACGGUGGAUGUAGACUGCGACAAGAACGAGGAAUCUGAGUACAAGUGCUGUUACAAUGGUUGCUACAUGACAUGCCAAGCUGCUAUUGAACCAAAAUCUGGCAAGCCUCGACACAAAAAGAGAAUGUGUGAAAAACCCAUGGACCUGGUAUUCAUGAUCGAUUCAUCAGAGAGUGUUGGCCUUGAGAACUUUAACAAAAUAAAAAAGAUGGUGGACAAGACUCUGACGCUUUUCACCAUCUCCGAGAAGAAAACCCACGUCGGCGUCAUCGUGAUUGACAGUGUGCCUCACAUCGAGCUGAAUUUGAACACCCUCACGGGAAACAACUUCACCCAAGAUCACGUGAUGAAAGUUGUUGAUAGUCUCCAGUUCAUCAGCGGACAGACACGUAUCGAUCUCGCUUUGCGCAUGGCACGAAAAGAGGUCUUUUCCAAAUCGGAGAGGAAGGAUGCUGGAAAGCUUCUUCUUGCUUUUACCGACGGAGGACAAACGUGGGAUCGCACCAUGCUCAACCUUCAGAAAGAGGCCCAAAGUCUGAUAAAGACUGGGGUCGAGAUUUUUCCUGUGGCAGUCUGGUCUGAGAUGCUGAAUUUGAAGACUCUAGUUGACAUAACACACGACUCUCGUAACGUAUUCAACACCCAGUUUUUUCCUUAUCUUCUGGAUCUACUCAAGAAAAUGUCAAAACGACCCUGUCCCGGUUCUCUGAAAAAGAAGUUGUUGAGGAAUAUAACCAGGAAGGAAUAAACAACACAACUUAUGUUGUUUUCAGAACGGUUUUCAACUGAGUGUCGUAAAACCAGAUACCAAAGUUAUCACUUCAGCCAAUCAGAAAGGACGCUAGCAAUCCAGUGAACCAGUCAAAACUCAAAGUAAUUACAUAUAGCUGAUGCGAAGCGCGGGAAAACGUGUGCGAGCGAGUCUUGACUAGUCUCAUUGGAUGAAAAAGUGGCGCUAAUUUUUUUUAAGCCACUCGUGUGGCGUAGUGAUGGAAAACCAAUUACUUCUCGACACUCAAAUGAAAACUGCUCUAUUGUUUUAGAAAUAACGAGUUAUUGAGAAAAAAAUAGACAACAAGCAAUCUCUCAAUAGUUAACUUUAAGUUAAAAAUUGUUCCAUUUCCUGGUUACAUUUUAAAGCAAGGCUAGUUCCACGUUGUUAUUGCUUUUUAGCAUUUGAAAAUCCUACUUGGUCAAAAAAAAUUAAAUUUACCGAGUAAAUCAAA
Messenger RNA from Orbicella faveolata, 2040 nucleotides. RefSeq names its product collagen alpha-1(XIV) chain-like. Gene Ontology annotation, molecular function: peptidase inhibitor activity. Lineage: Eukaryota; Metazoa; Cnidaria; Anthozoa; Scleractinia; Merulinidae. Gene Ontology annotation, cellular component: extracellular region. The record is from RefSeq and is a predicted model, not a curated record.